AUGGGAAAGUCUUUUAAACCUAAAGAGAAAAAAGGUUAUUUACCCCUUCCGGCAACUUUUAAUAACAUCCAAUUGAAACAAAGGAAUCUAAGUCUUUGGAUAAUAACUUUCAUAGUGAUAAUUCUUUGGUUAAAUCCUUUAGGUAUUUCAAUAUCAUUAUUUCAAAAAUCUUCAUCCAAUAAGUAUCCGGAACCUCAUCCUUUUACAAGUCCUCAUAAAGUUACUACUACUUCCAAAUACAUUUUCCCUCCAGUAGAACAUGCUCCAUUAUUAAAAGAAUUAGGUAGAUCCAAAUUAGUUAAAGAAUCAAGAGUUAGAGAUGCUAAUCAUCCAGAAAUUGAUGUUAGUUCGAUUGUUUCAUUGAAUGCUUUUGAUAAUGUCGACCCAUCUAUUCAAUUAUCUAAGGAAAAGGAUGAAAAUGCUGCUUCAGAUUUAUCUAAAGCCAAAAAUACCUUCAAGAAUGGAGAUAAAAUUGUUUAUAAGCCAAAAAAUGACAAAAAUUAUCCUGAAAUUGUUAUUGUUACAGCUAUUGACUUUGAAAAAUAUAGUUUAGGUGGAUUAACUAAUAUUGUUCAAAAUAGAAUUGAUUAUGCUCAUGAUCAUAAUUAUGGAGUUUAUAUUCGUUGGUAUGAAGAAUUUUUACCUUGGAUAAAUUCUUUCUCCAAUUUUGAUAAUAAACAAAAGAAGAAAUGGAUUAGAACUUAUUGUUUAAGAGCUGCUAUGUUUGCAUUUCCUAAAACAAAAUGGUUCUGGUAUUUUGAUGAAGAUGGAUUAAUCAUGGAUACAUCAAUUAAUUUGAAAGAUUAUGUUUUAAAAGAUGAUGUUUUAAGUCCAAUAAUGUUAAGAGAACAACCAAUUAAUCCUCAAAAUGGUAUAAUAAAAACCUAUAAAUCAUCAAAACCCGGUUCAGUUAAAUUGAUUAUAACACAAUCUAACGAUAAAAUUGAAACUAAUUCUUUCAUAAUUAAAAAUGACGAUGUAGGAAGAUCAAUACUUGAAUUUUGGACUUGUGAUUUAUUCUUUGAAUAUCCAAAUUUCCCCUUCGGUCCUGAUUCGGCCUUAACUCAUAUUUUACAAUGGCAUCCUUUCUUAUUAAGUAAAACUGCUAUUAUACCUGCAAGAACUAUAGCUGCAAGACAUAGUACCACUCCAAUUGCUGAAGGUGAUCAUUUACAUUAUGUUAAAGGUGAUUUUACCGUUUCAUGGACUGAUUGUAAAAAAGAACAAUGUGAAGCUACUUUAGCAUUUUAUAAUUCCGUGCUUCAUCCUGCUAGUAGUUAG
Messenger RNA from Yamadazyma jaroonii, 1281 nucleotides. The record is from the annotation of a GenBank genome assembly. Lineage: Eukaryota; Fungi; Ascomycota; Pichiomycetes; Serinales; Debaryomycetaceae.